CUCGGAGACAGCGUAGAGGUCUACCAGGACGAUUGCUGGUGGCAGGGCGCCGUGGUGUACGUCGCGAGGGCUGGAGUGCAAGUCAACUUAAUCCAACGACUCCACCCUCUUCAUCCGCGACCCACAUGAGCUGCGGCCGCGCAUGCAGUUCCAGACAGGCAGCUGGCGCCGGGUGGUGCCCAGCCGCCCCGCGUUGCGCAAGCUGGGGCUGCCGGCGAAGGAAGUGGAGGCGGCCGUGAAGGCCAUGCAGGCCGCACCCGAUGUCCCCAUGGGGCCGCCACGCCUGCAGCCGCCGCCCACCUACCCCACCACCACCACCACCGCAGCAGCAGGGACCUCAGCCACUGCCGUAGCAGCAGCAGCGGGUGCCGCUUUGCCGAUGCCCAGUCAAACAGGCCAUCCGGCCCCCAGCCACACGAGCCCCUGGGCUGCGAAACGCCGCUCCGCUGCUGCUGCGGCGGCGGAUGCAGAUGCGCAGGCCGCGAGUGGUGCAGUAGCGGAAGUGAAGAAGGGGCAUGCUGCGGGCAAGGUUGCCGGCGGGGCGAGGGCUGGGGCACAGGCGGCGGGGGUGGAGAAG
Molecule: messenger RNA, 577 nt
Organism: Astrephomene gubernaculifera
Lineage: Eukaryota; Viridiplantae; Chlorophyta; Chlorophyceae; Chlamydomonadales; Astrephomenaceae
Source: the annotation of a GenBank genome assembly